AUGAGCGCGCAUAUUCAGCUAGACGACAAUGAUUAUGAGUCAUUGUUUGUAUUAGGUAAUGAUCAUACAUUAUCUUCUGCAUCGAAAUCGGGAGCAAUAGAGAAUGAUGCUGAUAUUGAUGUUUCCAACACACCACCGAUGGGAUUAGACAAUUGUAUGUUUGAUCUUCCAAAUAUAGAUUCAUGGCAGUUUGAUAUGAAUAGUCCAUUUUCGGAUGAUGUCAACGAAUUGAAUCAGUUGUCUGUAUUCAUCGACGGUAAAGAUCCAAUAAUGAUCGACGAUAGUCGGUUGGACGAUCCUGCAAUAGAUCAAUUUCUUGCUGAGUUUGAAUUUGCUCAAAGAAAAGAGCAGCUUCAACAAAUUCCAUGUCUAUCACCUUCACCACCUCCUCUACCUUGUAAUAUACAAGAACAAACAAUAAAAUCGCCUUCAGCAUUUCCAGCUUCAAUCGUACCGAUUGCAUCGACUCAAUAUCAACGUACAGUAUUGCCUAAACCUUUCUCAACUCAUAAUUCGAUACCGGAUACAAAUUAUCAACAGCAACAAAACUUACAACCAAUAACAAGUUGUGUCAAAUUGCAGUCAUACACAAAUACUGCUACAAGCGGGAAGAAAUGUGUUAAAAUAGAACCACUGCAAUCUUCAAAUUCACAAGCAUCACCAAAUAUCACAAUAAUAACAGCAACAAAACCGAUUACGGUUACAAAGCUCCCUUUAGUCACAGUACCAACCGCUGGAUCUCAAAUUACAUUUGUGAAAUCAGAACCUGAUCCAAGCAAUUCAGCAGUAAAUCAUGUUACAACAAAAACUGACAAGAAUACUUAUUAUUCAGCAGCAGAUGUGAUGACACCACCUGCCAAACGUCGUCGUUCUCAAAGUUCUUUGCAACAACAACAGACGGCUACCCCAUCACCGCUUACAGCAUCAACAAUUGAGACGAAUUACACUAUGACAACGCCUCCAGUUGCCACAAUACAAACUUCUCCGCUUACAGCAACAACAGUAACACUUGAUCAGCUCAAAGUACAGUAUGGAAAUGCUAGUGAAGAAGCACUUAAAAAACAUUUACGUAUGAUUAAAAAUCGAGAAUCAGCCAGCUUAUCUCGUAAACGUCGAAAACAGUUAAUGGAAGAUCUUGAAGUUAAAGUUAAAGAAUUAACUGACAAUAACGAACGUUUAAAAACUGAUAACAGUAAAUUGCUUAACCAUGUUCACACACUUGAAAUAGAAAAUGAACUACUAAGAUCCUGCAGAUUUACAAAUUCACCAAUACGUGCUCGUAAACCUCUUAUUUUGAUGGGUAUUGUACUAUUGGUUGCAGUCAAUAUAUUUACAUUAAAAUCACUUUCUCCAACCUCAAAUGAUAUGACUAAUACAUUAGCUAUUUAUGAUCGUCCAGAACAAUAUGAACGUUCAUUACCCAUGGUUCCUAGCCGCGCUAUUUUAAGUUAUAAUGAAACACCACAAGAUGAACCUGAUGAUAUGAUAGGUACGAAAUAUCCGUAUCUUCAGUGUGUGGCAUUUAUUAAUAAAACACAUUCACAACGGAUAAACAAAGAUUUACAUUCAUGGGUCGAAGAUCAUAACAAACAUGGAAACAAAAAUGGGAAGGGUUCACCGUCAGUUAUUCCUAAUCAUAUACCAUUAACAAUACAUACUCAAAAACCAACGACAACAGAUGAAAAACUAAAUGAUAACGUAAAUGAUGCAUCAUCAAAAUUAAUUGUGCGAAAAAGAUUACAUUCACAAACUAACAAUGACAUUGCAGUAGACGAAGUACAAGAUCAUCAAGCAAUGACAAGAGAAAGCAAUUCCUUACAACCUUACCAUCGACAAGAUCGAAAUUAUGAUGAAUUUUUUCGGGCUAUUGAUGGAAAAAAUGAUACUGUAUAUAUUGUAUCAUUCAAGCGAGAUCAUUUAAUUCUACCGGCAACUGUUCAAAAUCAAACACAACGUCCGAAAAUGUCGUUGAUUAUGCCUGCAUCGAUAAAUAAUAUCAAUAAAUCAAUAGCUAUACCACCAAAUCAUGUUCCGAUGAUUCGAAUUGAUUGUGAAGUGGAUGAUACAAAACUAGUUUAUGUCAAACGUGAUUCUAUUCCAUUUCUAUAUCGAAAUGGUUUAUUUCAUCAGUAUACAACAGCACCACAAAACUCAUUCAGUUAG
Molecule: messenger RNA, 2163 nt
Organism: Didymodactylos carnosus
Lineage: Eukaryota; Metazoa; Rotifera; Eurotatoria; Philodinida; Philodinidae
Source: the annotation of a GenBank genome assembly